AUGUCUAGCGCCGAUGAGUACUUGGAGCAGCACAAUGUGCGUGAGUAUGUCAAAGACCUGCUUACAGCCCUGUCCAGUGAGACACCCGACGAUGCACUUGGCUUCAUUAAGGAAUAUGUGAAUAACACAUCUAGCCUUCCUGCUAAGGUGCCCACAAAAGACGUGCUGGCCCCAGAGUCUGUGUCUUCGCGUUCACGCCGUGGUGCCGUCAGUGCGUCCGUUAUGACUGAGGAAGACUCCGACAACUACAAACGAAGAGUCAUCCCCAAGGACUACAAAACAAUGGCAGCGCUGCAGAAGUCCAUGGGCAAGAACAUUCUGUUCAAGCAUCUGGAUGAUGAAGAACAGAGUGAGAUAUUCGAUGCCAUGGAGGCUGUGGAGGCUAAGGCCAAUGAAGAGAUCAUUGUGCAGGGAGACGAGGGAGACAACUUCUACGUAAUUGACAGCGGCACUGUAGAGGUAUGGAUCACGAAGGGAGCGAACGACCCCGUCAUGGUGGCUACCAUUGGGGAGGGUGGUUCAUUCGGAGAGUUGGCAUUGAUCUACGGAACACCCCGUGCGGCGACUAUCAAAGCACGCACCGACUGCAAACUAUGGGCGCUGGACCGCGAUUCUUACAGACAUAUUAUCAUGGGUAACACGAUCAGAAAACGUAAAAUGUACGAGAAUUUUCUGGAGAAGGUUCCCAUUUUAGAGCCUCUCGACCAUUGGGAACGGCUCACUGUUGCCGACGCUCUUGAGACGUGCAGUUUUAAGGCCGGAGAUAAAAUCGUGACACAGGGAGAAGAUGGUGAUACUUUCUUCAUCAUUGUUGAGGGCGAGGCUAUUGUUACACAAGAGAUGGAGGGCAAGGCUGUGGAGGUGGCACGUCUGCACUCGUCUGACUAUUUCGGAGAGAUCGCUCUUCUGACGAACAAGCCACGCGCUGCCACAGUAACCGCCAGCGGGGCUCUCAAAUGUGUCAAGCUGGAUAAGGAGCGUUUCGAGCGUGUGCUCGGUUCGUGCGAGGAUAUCCUAAAGCGUAACAUAGACAAGUACGAGAGCUACGUCACGUUGCAAUAG
Sphaeroforma arctica JP610 is the source of this 1062-nucleotide messenger RNA. RefSeq names its product cAMP-dependent protein kinase type I-alpha regulatory subunit. Gene Ontology annotation, cellular component: cAMP-dependent protein kinase complex. Gene Ontology annotation, molecular function: cAMP-dependent protein kinase regulator activity. The coding region runs from base 1 to 1062 and encodes 353 amino acids. The transcript has 6 exons. Gene Ontology annotation, biological process: regulation of protein phosphorylation. The record is from RefSeq and is a predicted model, not a curated record. Lineage: Eukaryota; Ichthyosporea; Ichthyophonida.